Molecule: messenger RNA, 1595 nt
Organism: Nerophis ophidion (straightnose pipefish)
Lineage: Eukaryota; Metazoa; Chordata; Actinopteri; Syngnathiformes; Syngnathidae
Product: apoptosis-enhancing nuclease-like
Exons: 4
Coding region: 199-1182 (327 amino acids)
Cellular component (GO): nucleus
Molecular function (GO): nucleic acid binding; exonuclease activity
Source: RefSeq, a predicted model, not a curated record
UAGCUCCACUCCGAGCCAGUAGGUGAAAUUGUAAUCUUUUGCUGUUAAACACUUCCUGUUAGAAAACGACAAAGAAGCCAACGAGCCAAUCAGGUUGAGCCUUACUGAAACCAGUCGCAGCCUGGUCGUCUCUCUUUCCACGUGCACCCGGUGAACGUGAGAAAGUAUUGACACGGAGGAUGUUUUUAUCAGCGGACAAUGGCGGGUGUGUGGAAAAGGACUAAGGUGUCUUCAUGUGGUCUUUUAAGCAACCACAGAUAUUUGUGCAAAAAGGCCAUGAUGUUUCGUGCCAUGGCGAGCACGAGGGUGUGCAAGAAACCUCAGCGGAAGCCGAUUAAUGACAACUUGAAGAGGAAACGAACGGACAGCCGUUCUGAGCCACGGGACGCCGAAGUGUCCAACCAUCAGAAGUGUCAAAAUACAAGCCCUGCCGCGCAUGUAACUGAGAGUCCACAGGAAGUCUCUGUGCCGAGGGACUCGUGGGAGAUGGACAGCGGCUUCUCCGAGUCCAGCGCCAGGAGCUCGCCGAGUCCGACUGCUGUGGUCGCGUUGGACUGCGAAAUGGUCGGCACUGGACCCCGCGGGCGCUGCAACGAGCUUGCCCGCUGCAGCAUCCUAAAUUACCACGGCGACGUCCUUUUCGACAAGUACGUGAAGCCUUGUCGCCCCGUCACCAACUUCAGGACACGCUGGAGCGGCAUCCAGCGACACCAUUUAAAAGACGCCAUGCCCUUUGCUCAGGCCAGAGAGGAGAUCCUGAGCAUUCUUGAGGACAAGGUGGUGGUGGGACACGCGGUCUCCAACGACUUUGACGUGUUGGGCAUCGUCCAUCCAGCUCACAUGGUCAGGGACACGGUGGCCACGCGUUACCUCGCCUGUUUAGUUGGCUUUCCUCGCCCACACGGCUCCUCCCUGAAGGUCAUGGCCAGUAAGCUUCUCAACAGACGCAUCCAGGUGGGGAAGAGAGGCCACUGCUCGGUGGAGGACGCGCGGGCCUCCUUGGACCUUUACAAGCUGGUGGAGGACAAGUGGGAGGGGCAUCUGCAGAGCGUACAGAGGGGGGAAGACUACAAUCGCCCCAACAUGGCCGCUUCCAUGGAGGAAUUCAUGCAGGACCAGUACUGGCCUCAACACCUGACCUCUGACUGCCAGGGGGCGGAGCUUGUUGGAGAUGCAGACUAAUGACUUUUGAUGCUAAACGGCAAACGCGUUAUAACUUAUUACUAGACUUGGUUAUGCGCUCGUUCGGUGCUUCUCUACCUUUGACCUCAUCAGGACCAGAUGACCGCACACAAACAGGAAGUGUUUUUUCCACACAGCUGCUAGCAGUCUUUUUGAUUGCUCAUCUUCAAUGCCUUCAAUACAUAUAUUUUCAAUACAAUGUCAACAAAUGUUGGCAGACAUACAAAUGCUCACUUUCUUUGUCAGAUUUGUUUAUUUCCUUUUCAACUUUUCUUUUUCAUUUAUAUAUUUUCUCCUCUUAAAAACAAUAGUAAAAAUACCAACGCCCCCUCCUUAUGCCACCAAAAUUGUAAUCUUGCAUCUUUGAUUUCGUGUAAUGACUAUUUGGGGAAAUAAACAGGACUUCUCGCCUA